This is a messenger RNA of Salarias fasciatus (jewelled blenny), 2618 nucleotides long. RefSeq names its product methylmalonate-semialdehyde dehydrogenase [acylating], mitochondrial-like. Gene Ontology annotation, molecular function: methylmalonate-semialdehyde dehydrogenase (acylating, NAD+) activity. The transcript has 12 exons. The record is from RefSeq and is a predicted model, not a curated record. Gene Ontology annotation, cellular component: mitochondrion. Gene Ontology annotation, biological process: L-valine catabolic process; thymine catabolic process. Bases 117 to 1697 code for a protein of 526 amino acids. NCBI's taxonomy places the organism in Eukaryota, Metazoa, Chordata, Actinopteri, Blenniiformes, Blenniidae.
CGCAGCAUAGUGUCCCCUAAAACACUUGUGAUCGCUGAACUUCUUUCCACUUUGGUGUGUGGUGGGUCGACUGAAGGGCUUUAGAGCAGGAAAACAAAGACAUCUGACCCUCCACAAUGGCAGCGCUUCUCCUCCGGUCAUUAAGAAGCACAAAGACCCCCCUUCAGCUGGGUCGCAUGUGCUACUCCUCCUCCUCAGUGCCCACCACCAAGCUGUUCAUCGAUGGCAAGUUUGUUGAGUCCAGCACGUCCGAGUGGCUCGACAUCCACAACCCUGCCACUAAUGAAGUGGUGGGACGCGUUCCCAAAGCCACUCAGGAGGAGAUGCUGGCGGCCGUGGACUCCUGCUCCAGAGCGUUCUACUCCUGGUCCGAGACCUCCAUCCUCAGCAGGCAGCAGAUAUUCCUGCGCUACCAGCAGCUCAUCAAGGAUAACAUCAAAGAACUGGCUAAGCUGAUCACCCUGGAGCAGGGCAAGACUCUUGCUGAUGCAGAAGGAGACGUCUUUAGAGGACUGCAGGUGGUGGAGCACGCCUGCAGCAUUACGUCCCUCAUGCUGGGCGAGACCUUGCCCUCCAUCACCAAGGACAUGGACACCUACACCUACCGCCUGCCCAUCGGCGUGUGCGCCGGCAUCGCCCCGUUCAACUUCCCCGCCAUGAUCCCUCUCUGGAUGUUCCCCAUCGGAAUGGUGUGUGGCAACACCUACCUGAUGAAGCCCUCGGAGCGGGUCCCAGGAUGCACCAUGCUUUUGGCCAAGUUGCUCCAGGAUUCUGGCGCUCCAGAUGGCACGCUCAACAUCAUCCACGGGCAGCACGCAGCGGUGAAUUUCAUCUGCGACCAUCCAGCCAUCAAAGCCAUCAGCUUUGUGGGAUCCAACCAGGCCGGAGAGUACAUCUACGAGCGCGGCUCCAAGAACGGCAAGAGAGUGCAGUCCAACAUGGGUGCCAAGAACCAUGGCGUGGUGAUGCCCGACGCCAACAAAGAGAACACCAUCAACCAGCUGGUGGGCGCCGCCUUCGGAGCAGCUGGCCAGCGCUGCAUGGCGCUCUCCACCGCUAUUUUUGUCGGGGAGUCUCGCGAAUGGCUGCCGGAGCUGGUGGAGCGCUCCAGAUCUCUGCGUGUCAAUGCAGGAGAUCAACCCGGGGCCGACGUGGGUCCACUGAUCUCUCCCGAAGCCAAGGCCCGGGUGGAGUCUCUGAUCCAGACCGGAGUGGAUGAAGGGGCCAAGCUGCUGCUGGAUGGGAGAAAGGUUCACGUGAAAGGAUAUGAGAACGGGAACUUUGUGGGGCCCACCAUCAUCGGCAACGUUGCGCCCGACAUGACGUGUUACAAGGAGGAGAUCUUCGGCCCGGUGCUCGUCGUCCUCGAAGCGGACAGUCUGGACGAGGCCAUUUCUCUCAUCAACAAAAACCCCUACGGCAACGGCACCGCCAUCUUCACCACCAACGGCGCCACGGCACGCAAAUACACACACGAGGUGGACGUCGGCCAGAUCGGCGUGAACGUACCGAUCCCCGUUCCCCUCCCCAUGUUCUCCUUCACCGGCUCAAGAGGUUCAUUCAGGGGCGACACCAACUUUUACGGCAAACAGGGCAUCCAGUUCUACACUCAGAUCAAGACCGUCACGUCACAGUGGAAGGCCGAGGACGCCACCGUGACCAGCCCGGCCGUUACCAUGCCGACCAUGGGACGCUAAGUUCAGCGGAGCCUCCAUCCUUAUCUUCACUGACUUCUUACAUGCCUUAAUGAAGCACAAGGAGGUGUUGACAUGAAGGUUAUGUGUCAUUCUCACCGCUGAGAAAUGGGAUUAUUAGUGUAGGCUUGUCUAAACCCCCGAGCACUCCGGACUGAUGUUACACCGACACGCAACUCACUUCUCCUUUACCGGGAUAACUCUGUGAUUGGUGCUGGGAGCCUCUUAAUGGCUUUGUUGUGAGGUUUUUUUUUUUUUUUCUCUCUCUCCUUUGUACCCGUUAUUCUCCUGCUCAUUUCCUGUAUUGAUCCGGGGGAUCAUGAGUUAAUCAUGGUCAGUCAUUUCAUAAUCCACCAAAUGCUCCGGCAUCACAUUUCUGUAAAUCCUGUUGGGAGAAAAUGCAAAGAUCAGGGAUUUUGCCGCCGGGCAUCAUCAUCCAUUGUCUUCCACCAGCGUCGCUUGAGUUACUUACAGUCCUGUUUCUUGCAUAUUAAAUGAUACGUGAUCGGAAGGAAAGUUACCGGAACAUGGACACAACCAUGUUGUCACUCCACUGCAGCUAUAUUAGUUGGAUCUCUCUUCCUCUGAAUGUUUACUGUGUCCUGUUGUUAGAAGUGUGUACGUCUUAUGUGUCAAAUAGAAAUUCACAGUUUUGUAAUGUCCAUGGAUGGAAUACAAGUUGCUGUGUUUUACAUGUCAUGCACUCGACAUUUGAUAUUCUCGAUUGACCAUUUUAUUGAAAUUUAUGGGAUAGAAGUCUUUAGUUUCCCACAGUUACAGUAUAAGCUCCACGUGUUUUCAUUCGAGGUUUUGAGCUGCAUUCAACCUGAUCCUCUCGACACUCCUCUCAUUUCUUAGACGUACAGAAUAAGAGGAACAUUUGAGGCUGUUGCUUGAUGCUUGAAUAAAAACAUUGUGAUUUGA